AUGGCAUCACGGAAUCGUGUUUGGUUACUGCUUCAGAAGUUUGAACGCCGGGAAGCUUUAACAGGAUCUUGGUUCUUUUCAAAGCUCUUCAGCCUUGUCGCCUGCGACCUGCCAGUCAGCCCAAUUAGCCUCGACGACUUUCGCAAAUCAAACGACAGCGACGCAUCAAAUUUCUGCAGGACCGAAUACCUACAAAUUUCGCUCCCGCCGGUCGCCCACUCCAUCACCGACAUCAUGCCUAACAAAUUCUCCUUCGACGACUCAACCUUCGAUAGCUCACCGCCGUCGACGCCCGGUCAGACUCCACAGAAGAAGUCAUACUACCCCUUUGGCGAAAACCCGUCAACCACGCCAGCCGGUCCUCCACCCUCGUCCGCUGCUUCCUUCACACCCCAAGGUGCUCCCUCCGAGUCCUACCUCGGAAGCUCCUUGUUGCAAGGCGUCACUGCGCAGAAGCCCUUUGGCUUCGGCGGUGCAAGUUCAAAUGGGCCCAGCAAGAACCUCUUUGGCAGAAGCGACUCUGCUUCAGCGCAACCACUUGGCCGGUCGAUUCUGCAGAGCGCCAAACCUACGACGAGACAGCCGUCGGCACUAAGCCGGGAACUUGGCGCGGGAAAGAGCGAGGUCACCUACGAUAACCGGACUGGCAGGUAUAUGAUACCCGACAGCUCGGAGGAAGAGGAAGAAGACGAGGACGAUGAGGAGUACGACGAACGCGAUGCCGCCGACGCGGAGAUGGAGCGAUACCUCGAAGCCGAUAUUGGAGAGGAAGACGGAGACGCUGAGGCCGACGACGAAGAGGUCCAGGAUGACGACGACAUAUUUUUGAACUUGCGGCACAGCACCCGUAACGACGAUGAACUGGCCUACUCAGAUGAGGGUGAAGGCGGCAUAGGCGGCGAGGAGUCGGAUCUUUUACUGCUCAAUACGCCAGCGGCAACGGAGCGAAUGCGCAGGGAGGCCCAGGAUAUUUUCCGUGCGUCGUCCAUGCGUCGCUCGUCGGGCAACAGACGGACAGAAUUCAAGUUCUCCGCAAUCGCAAAGGAUCUAUACAAGGAACUGGGCAUGGCUCAGAUCAACGAGUCGUCAGGCGUUGUCUUGAAGACGGAAGACUUGAUCAACCAGCUUUACAACGAAGGAAUUGGUGCGCAGGAGGACCCCGAUCAGCUAGACGUCUCGCUCGCCAAUAUUGUUUACCCUCUGGUGGACCUCUGGAAUGACUUUGCCGACAGUUUACCUAUGCCAGAGGGAGAGCACAUUGCCGAGAUUGGUCCCGGUCCCGAAAGUGAGCCGUUCACGAAGGCUGCCUACGUUGCCCAGUUGGUGCUUCAGAUGCACCACACUCGUUUCGCUAACCAAGGCACUGUCGAUACCGAAGCGCCGCCACUGCCUUACGUUCUGUUCCGAUGGAUCGAGGAAAACCACAACAUCUACCCCGAGCAGUUCGAGAUCGUCAUGAAUCACAGGCCGAGUCCAGCUUGCCAUAGUCUCUUCUGGCCGACACUUCGCAGCGCUCUCAUCCGUGGCAAUGUCGAUCUUGCAUCAAAGCUAUUGAGGAAUGCUGGGUGGGAGUCCGUCAAGAAGGGACCCAGGGCCGAUUUCGCUUACUCCGGCAAAGCUCUCGAUAACCUACAACGUGCUGUCGGCAUUGCGUGCGAGGCACUCGACAUGUGCCCAAUCACCAAGGGCAACUGGGAUAUCUUCAGCAGCGAUUGGACGCUGUACCGCAUCCAGACGAAGGGCUCCUUGGACAAGCUUCAGCGAUUUGCGGAGGGCAAGGACAAGAACCUCUUCGCUGGCGAUAGUGACGACAGCUCGUACGGAAGAGGCUCCUUGGCCGGUCUUGUGCGGAAAGCGGAAGGCCAGGUUCCAUGGGACAUCUACGAACAUCUCCAGACCAUUUACCAGAUUAUCAUGGGAACACCAGAGGCUAUCCUGGAUACAGCGCAGGACUGGUGUGAAGCCACGAUUGGUCUCUUUGGAUGGUGGGAGGAAGGCAGAGGACAGCAGAAGAGCCUGCGCAUGUCUCGCUCUCACGGCCUCCGCAUGACAGCUACGCCUUCUACCCCGGAGACCUAUUUUGAACGCCUGUCGCUGGCUUUCCACACGGCGGUUGAGUCGGACUUCCACUUCAACUCUAUGAACCCUGUGGAAGUUGCCAUUGCUUCGGCUUUCGAGUCAAACUUCGCGGCUGUCAUCGGAAUCCUUCGAGCAUGGUCGCUUCCCAUUGCUUCUUCAGUGGCAGAACUUGCCUCGCUUGGUCAGUGGCUACCUAAGCCCGAGCAGCCUAACUUGAUCACGAUGGAGAGUCUGGACAUGGAGGAUCUAGAGAUGUUGGGAGUGGCUCCUCAGACCGCCGAUGAUGUGGAGGGCAUCAAAGACACUACGCUUACACAUUACGCGCGCGAACUCGCCGGAAUCGAGAGUCUUUCGGAAGAUCGCAGCGGUUGGGAGAUGGCGAUACAGGUCCUUGGUCGCAUGGAUUCGGCUGCGAAGUCAGAGGAUAUGGUGGGAGAAUUGCUUCGGGAUAUCCUAGACCAGCUUGAUUCUGAACAAGGAGCCACUGUGGAUAAGGUCUGGAGAAUUCUGAACGAUCUCGGCAUGAUUUCCUAUGCCGAAGAGACCGCAGAGACCUACGCAGAUAUUCUCGGCAAAGACUCCCACAGAUACGGAGAGGCUCUUUGGUACUACGCUCUGGCUCAUAGACCCGGAAAGGUCCGUGAGGUGCUCAACCUCCUUAUGUCGUACUCUUUGCUCCACUCCACGGUCUACCCCCCAGCCAACGAUCUGGACGACCACCUCUACCGACUUCUGAACGAGCGCAGUCAAACGCUCGAAAAGUAUGCCAAACAAGAUCUCGAGGCAGCGAAUCUCCUCGGGCGGAUGCUGAGUGGUUACGCCACGCUCCGGAAAUUCUACGAGCUUCGUGACACUGAUGGGCUUGCUGAUAUGUCACCUUACAAGUCUGCCACUCUCCGGAAGCAAGCCGCCUCUGCCCUUGUUGCAGUCAUCGCUAGCUCUGAUGACAACAUUCGGGGAGGCCUUUACGACGAAACCCGCGACGCAGUUGUCAGUGAGGACUUCAUUCUCGCUCUGUUGGGCGAGGCUUUGCCCUUUGUCAACCAAAACCCUUCGGUCAUCACGCUCGACCAGAUGGACACGCUCCUCAAGGCCGUUGAGGAUAUCCAGACAGUCAACUCCACUAUCUUCAAUGCAGCAGACGAGUUCUUCAAGCUUGUUCUGUCCUCGACGCCGGGCAUGAAAGGCUCAACGCCUGCAGACUUGAUGCGCAAGAGCACCAGCUCGCUUAGCGGAAGCUACAUGCUCAGCGGAAGCUCCAUGUUAGCCAGCCAGCUUCACCGGUCCAUCAGCGGUGGCAGCGGCAGUGGUUCUUCUCUCGCCAAAACGAAGCGCGGCUGGGAUUGGAGAUCGGGACUCACGGCUGGUGCGUCGGCCGACGACGAUCGCAUUGGACGUGUCGCGGGUGUCAAGCGCAAGCGCGAGAUGGAGUUUGAUGAUGACGUUGUAAAUGGAAAGGCAACCAAGAAAGAUGAGACUUGUCGGAAUGACUUGAGCCAAAUCGUAGUCCAUGAUCUUGCCAACUUCAUAGAGGCCAUACAGUCAUUCGAAGUUGUCGAGGCUAGGAGCAAAACUUCAUGCCUGAGGGCAAACACACGAUUUACCGACGACAUGCGAAUAAGGAAAUACCAAUUGAACACUGUUCAGCAAGCCAAAUCCUUCCGGCCAUUUUCCAUUGUGAAACGCUGCCAGUCCGGUAAAGAUGCACAUCUUGUCAACGGUGGCCCGAUCCAUCACGUCACGAAGCCUAGCACGCGUCGAACAGGUAUGCUGAUUCAAUCAAAUCAUGGCACGUAUGCCCGGUUCUUCACGUGCUCCUGCUCCCUGUGUGGUGCAGAGGCGCCUCGUCCAUCAGAAGACGGCAUGCACCACUCCCGCUUGACGCUGCCUGGCAGUGGCCCCGUCAUUGUCGAGCACAGCAAGGGAGGAGUCAACCAAGCUGGAGCUUCUGAGUCUCAAGCGGUAUCUCUUGAACCACCGGAGAGGCCAAAGGCUCCGUCAACCUGGGGCUCCUUUGGUAGCAAGAUCGCCAAAGCCCGGCCAAUCCCAAAGGUCGUCAAGAAGGGCCCCGCGCCAACAGGAGUGAAAGGGCACGCUUCUGGCUCGACAUCAUCAUCAUCAAAAGCGACAACAGCGCCAUCGUCAACGGGAAAAGCCAAGAGCGCGAAACGGAACCCCUCACCACCGGCGUCGGCGCAAUGGGGCGCCUUUCACGCGCUACAGGUCCAAGGCCCCGCACCGAACCCGAACCCGCCACCCAAGCCGAAGUUGCUGUCGAGACCGAGGGCUGGCGCACCGGCGCCGCGGUGGAAGCGCAACUCGCUUACUGCGCAGGCGAGGGCUGGGAAAUGGGGCGGGUUUCAUCAGGAGCAGGGUGCGCCAGCUUCUGGGCACGUCGUCGACGGGGGGCUGGUCGCGCACGAUGGACAUCGGUCGAGCGUCGAUCCUGUCGUUGAGGGAAACCUGGAGCUGGGUCUGGAGACUUCUCUGUCAAAGGAUGUUGGCGACAAUUCAGAAGAGAACGCGGCCUCUGCAUCAACCAGCAAACGGGGGAAAGAAAGGACCAGAGCGGUUCCUAGAACCAGAUCUCGGAGAAGCGGGCCCAGGAGCGCUGCAAGAUCGGGAACUGGGAGCUGGGGAAACUUUUUCGAAGAUAUCGAGAGGAGCGAUCCUGAGAUCACCAGGAUGACAGGCAGCGAAGAGGAAGCAGAUGCUCCGGCGCCAUCCCGUAGCACCGCUGACGAUACCACUUCAUCAUCCGCUUACGUUUCUUCUGAGUGGGACACUACAUACGGUACUAAUGUAUACCCCAAACCAACACCAGACUUUUAUGAGGAUAUUCUACCUCUACCUUCGAGGCCCCACGAACCCAAUGCCUCAAAAGCCGAAGAUAUCCCAGCUCUCUCCCCCCGCGCAGGACCCGGAUUUAUCACCCAGGCAGAGGCCGCCGCCCUCAUCGAAAGACUCUCGCACCAGAGGCGUAAGAGGAGGGUCCCGACUAGGAAUACACCCGGGCUCAGCCCCGGGGAAGCAGAGUCCAGAGACUCAUCAACGCAACGACAUCCAGACCAACACCAGCCAGCAGUUCAAGAGGAUAUGACGAUAAUGUCCAGACAGCAAGCGCUAUACGUCCUGCUCCAGGAGCCUGUGGAACCGGUGCCUCGGGACAUCAAUGAGCAAGAGCAUGCUACCAUCAAGGAAGGGCGAAGAUGUCAUUCAGACAUCGUUUCCGCAGACCAACGUCUCACAGAACAACAUCACAUAAAAGAGUAUAUGAGAGAGCGUAGCGCAAUAGACCGGUAUUCAGAAGAACGCCGCGGAAGAGAACGUCACGCAGAGGAACGCCGCAUAAAAGAGCAAGAAUUACGCACAGAGGAGCGUCGCAUCAAAAAACUUCGCAGUGCAGAAAGGCGUGUGGAAGUACUCCGCGAAGAAGAACGUCGCGCUCACAAAAAAGCACGUCGGGCAGAUGAACGUCGCGCUGCAGAGUUUCGCACGCUAGAACGCCGUAUAAAAGAACUAAUUCGCGAAGGAGGACCUGGCCCCGAAGAACGUCUCAGGGAAAAAUAUGCUAAUUUCCAGGCAAUGAAACAAAGUCGCCCUACUAAUCUAGCCAAGGAAGCCUUGCGGGAUUUUGAUGAUAUCCUGAAAGAACUGUCUACGGAGACAGUUGAACACCAUCAUGAAGUGAACUAUAUCCGGGAUUGGCUCUACUGGCUGAGAGGACUUGUUUCACAUCUGGAUGAAGGCCAUAAUGUACAAGGGUUUUGUGACCUCUGUGAGCGGGAGUCUCAUAAAGUCCAAAGACACCAUGUCAUUCCGAGAAGUCAACGUGAUCGCGACCGAUUCACUAUUAAAGAGAUGAACGAGUUGCUGGAACUUUGCCUUCCCUGCCACAUAAAUUUACACAGAGCCAUUCCAAACGAAGAACUUGCUGGCGAGUUCAACUCUGUGGCGCGGAUUUUGACACAUCCUCGAAUUCAAUCCUGGUUGGUGUUUGCGAAAGCGCAUUCUAUCCGGGACCUCCACGGUCUAAUGAGACUACCAGAUGCAGAUGGCACACUUGAGCUGGAAGAGGAUGAGCGCCGACUCCAUUUGCUUCUUCUUGAGAAACACCUGGCCAAGUUCGCAAGCCGGAGGCGCCAGGACUAUCUUGCUCUGCGCGACUUCCUGAAGACUCGUAUUCCCUUGCCCGUUAGACAAAGCGAACUCAGACAUGUGCUCAUGGAUCAAAAAGAGGGGCAAAGCUGGAAAGCUCUAUUCAAUCUCGCUGGCAUUCUCCUGGCUGAGCUUAGGUACACGAUCCCUGGACUCCUACUUACUUGCUCACACACUCCCGUUGCCCAUCUGGAGCUUCACAUUGCUUUUGGUGCCGGUAGUUCUUCUGAGACUUGGAAUCCGGAUCUGGAAGAGCAAAAAGCGGUGUCCCACCAGACUAUUGACACCGACCUGCUUCAGCAAAAGAAGCAAAAGGAAAGACGAUAUACAACACCAGGUAUUCGCUGGUCGUCACCGACCCAACUACUAAUCCGGCCCUCAUUAGCUUGUCUAUGGGAGAGCGGACGGGAUCCCGAAUUUUCCAACGGGUAUGGUCCUGACUGUUUGCUUCACUUCAAGAACGAGAUUCUUUCACAGGCACCAAGUCCUACUGAAAAAAAUGGAGCCUUUAGAAGACGACUGGAGUAUUCUGUGAUCCUGGUGUCUAUAGCUCUAUCAAAACCCCCUGAACCACAACCUUGCCAUCCGCCACUGCCCACCGCUAUCGAAAAGCAAUCAUACUAA
Molecule: messenger RNA, 6861 nt
Organism: Colletotrichum lupini
Lineage: Eukaryota; Fungi; Ascomycota; Sordariomycetes; Glomerellales; Glomerellaceae
Product: nuclear pore complex subunit Nup85
Exons: 18
Coding region: 1-6861 (2286 amino acids)
Biological process (GO): positive regulation of DNA-templated transcription; protein import into nucleus; mRNA export from nucleus
Cellular component (GO): nuclear pore outer ring
Molecular function (GO): structural constituent of nuclear pore
Source: RefSeq, a predicted model, not a curated record